GCCCACGGUACACAAACCCGCAGGAGCAACCUCUACCCUGAAUUAUAGCAUUGCCCCACCUCCAGCUAUCUGUAAUCUCCCUUAAUUGUACACAGAGUGCAGGGUAAAGAAAUUACAGAAAGGGGGGAAGAGGCAGUGAAAGGUGCCACUGACAUAGCAAACAUCCCAGGAUUUAAGAAAGAAAACAAAUCAAAGGAAGAACACUGGUUUGAAAGAGAGGAAGAACUGGAUAUAUUUCUUUUCUUAUUGGAGUCAAGGAAUUUCAAGGUGAGGUAAAUUACUUGUGGCGUAUGCAGCUGCCAUAGCACGUACAAAGAUUGAUGGCCUAUUCAAUUCGCAACUAACAAAACAAGGCAGUGUCGCUGGUAUAUAUCAGCGACGAUCAAUCAACUCCAAAAAGUGAACCGGAUUAUUAUGAAAUAACUUUUCCAAAUGUAGGAUUUAGGCUCUAACCUUUCAGAGUCUUCCAGUAAAUCCUCCUUCUUUUUUCCAGAGGGGCUUUUACCUUUUCUUUCAUCAUGGUGGACCUGUUCCUAGACCGAGUUCUGGUGGAGAACAACUGGGACCAGGAUGAACUCAACACGGAGCGAGAGAUCCUUGGUAUUCUCGAAAACCGCAUCCUGAUGCUGUUCUUUGCAUCUGCGGAGUGUGUCAAGUGCCAGGAAUUCCUGCCUGUUCUGAAUGACUUUUUCAAGAGACUGAAAGAUCCAGCGUACAUUGACUACCCCAAACUGCUCGCACUCGUCUUCAUCAGUUUGGACCAAUCGGAGGCACAGCAGGAGAGAGUCCUCAAAGAGCUGCAUAAAAGGGUUUUGUUUUUGGCCUUUGAGGAUCCAUACAGGAAAGAACUGCAGGCCAUGUUUAAGGUAAAGGAUGUACCAACAGUUGUGGUCAUUCGUCCUGAUGGCUCCAUCCUCUCUCCAAAUGCUGUGCAGGACAUCUGUCGUUUUGGUUGUGACUGUUUCCGUAACUGGCAGGAAUCAGCAGAGCUCAUCGAGAGGAGCUUCAUGCUCAAUGAGGAGUUUGAAAAUCUAAAUAUGCGUAGUGCCACUGACCCGGUGAGGAGACUCAAGUACAAGACAGAGGACGACAAGAGGAAAAAGAGAUGGUGGAAUUCAUUGGGGAAGGGCAAAGAUGAAGGUCAAAAGGAGGAGGAGAAAGAUGGAACGUGCGAUAGAAAGGGAAAAGAGGGAGAUAAAGAAACAUGGAGGAGAAGAUGAAGAGAAACAAUCAAAGAAAAAACACAGUCUUUUGUGUUGGUUGUUGUCGAGUCAAGCCUCGUAAAUACUUUGUCAGCGAUACUGCAGCCUCUUCAGAGGCUCUCUAAGAAAGACUUGGCAAUGGGAUGUGCAGUAAAAUAAAUAAAU
Molecule: messenger RNA, 1367 nt
Organism: Etheostoma cragini (Arkansas darter)
Lineage: Eukaryota; Metazoa; Chordata; Actinopteri; Perciformes; Percidae
Product: nucleoredoxin-like protein 1
Exons: 4
Coding region: 519-1220 (233 amino acids)
Biological process (GO): photoreceptor cell maintenance
Cellular component (GO): mitochondrion
Source: RefSeq, a predicted model, not a curated record